Symbiodinium sp. CCMP2592 is the source of this 1026-nucleotide messenger RNA. The record is from the annotation of a GenBank genome assembly. Lineage: Eukaryota; Dinophyceae; Suessiales; Symbiodiniaceae.
AUGGCGCAUUUUCAUGGUGCUCCUUUAGCUCAACCGCCUGUGCUGGCUGCAGUUGCUGAACGCAGGGCACCCGGAUGCGUCGGAGUCGACUCCAAGAGUACAGCCAGCCGCCAGUGCCAGCGAGAGCACCAGCGCCACCAGAACCUGCACCAGCGUUCUCAGCGGGCCAAGUGGACAGGCGCUUUGCUGAGCACAAGUCUGGCGUGGCUUCACUCGAGACGGAGGUGCUUCCAGGACUCCAGGAAACGCCCUAAGCCCUUUCGCACAUGUGUAGCUGCUGCGCAGUAUGGAGACGAGUUCGUCGGUGACGCUGUGGAUACAGAAUUAGCUGAUUCUUUGCGGCAGAGAACAUUGGAGUCUCUGGACUUAGAUUUCGUCCUUGAGAAGCUGCAGGCCUUAUGUUAUACGCAGAUGGCAGCAGAGAUGGCCAUCGAUCCGCAGGCCCUGAUGGCGAACUCAGCCGAGGAAGCGAGGGCUUUGUACGCGACGGUGCUGGAGCUGACGCAGCUCGAGGACGCGGACCUGGACUUGGAGGAGAAGCUGGAUAUUUUGGACGAAGUGGAGCAGUGCACUCGCGGAGCGGUUCUAGAGACGCCCUCCCUUUGCAAGAUCUCCAGAUCGAUCGAGGCAUUGCUCCGACUUCGAAAUGGUCUGGAAGCCGCGAGCGUUCGCGGCGUUCACAUCCCGUCCCUGAUGGCCCUGUGUCAAGAAAUUGAGUUGCCAGAUAAACUUCUGGACGCCAUCCUGGAGGCCUUCGAUGAAGAACAAGAGCUGUCCUUGAAAAAGUUUCCAGAACUUGCACAGCUGCGUCAAAGAGUCAAGGAUCUCGAAGACUCUUGCACUCGCGUCAUGUCCGAGGUGACCACUAGUGGAAAAUUGAACGUCCAUCAAGGAACUGACACCGUGCUCUGCCGCUGCCAUUUUGGAACAAGUCAGUGUUCUGCAAACUACACAUCUUUUCCGCUGCGUCCCGUGCCCGAGGCACGGUUUGUCAAUUCUGCUCAUGUUCUUUCUUUCCGAGCUUGA